Messenger RNA from Arabidopsis arenosa, 859 nucleotides. The record is from the annotation of a GenBank genome assembly. Lineage: Eukaryota; Viridiplantae; Streptophyta; Magnoliopsida; Brassicales; Brassicaceae.
ACUACUUGGUGGUAUCAGAAAUCUACGAUUCUCCUAGUGAGGUUUUUGAAGUGUGGAUAAUCUGGAGCUAGGGAUUUACACUGCUAGAUAGUGGAUUUAUCAAUUUUCCGCAUCAGAAAUGGGAAAUGCGUCGGAGAAUUUCGAUAUCGAAGAUCUCAUGUCUUAUGGAGACGAUUUGAUCAACUUAUUGGAUGUUAGGAAUGGGUUUGAUGUGAUAUCUCAAAGUUUUGAGCAGUUUCAAGCUCUCAAUUUUGCUUGCGACGAGGAUUUCAAUCAGAUACAAGGCUCUAUUGAAGAUUGUAAGAAGAAACUCGAUGUUUGUAAGAAGAAAACUGAGGAAGCAUAUUCAGAUGUUGCGGCUGAAGAUGAAAUUGAACUAGUCGCUGAUGAAUUCAAGGACCUGAAUGCUCAAUUGAUAUCGAUUGAUGAACAUAAGCAAUCUACAAAGAGAAAAGAGCGGGACGGCUUGAGAGCUGAGAAAAAGCUGUCUAUGUAUGCUUCUGUCACGAAAGUUAUACCGGACAUUGAUGGUCCAUCAAAGAUCUCAGGCUAUAUGGUAGAUCGUGAAAAGAGGGUAAUUGAAAAGUUUCAAUUCGAGACGAAUAAGAUGACAGCCUACGAGACAUGUAACAGUAUCUGGAGCAUCAUAAACAAACAAUAGACUGAUUUGGCAUCAGUUCAUUUGUAUGAUAUAUCUGUGUGAUCAGUCUUGGUUUUAGCUUAGCAACCAAAACUUCUUUUUCUACCAACAUUUCCUUAGAUGUAAACACUUUCUGCUUUAGUUAAAUUUGGAUUUUUGUGAUUUGAUUUUGAAUCUUUUUCUCCUGUAACAUCACCAUCAAUCUAAGAAUAUUUUCCU